AUGGCUUCUACUCUUCCACCAAUUCCCGCUAAACACAAUGAUUUCUUUAGCUAUGUUCGCUCUCAGCCAGAUACCCCCAUGGUGGACUUGGUCAAGCCCUACAUCGAGUUCGAUGCCGUGAUGCGCAAGAAGUUUGCUCAAGAGCCGGAAAGCUCUGCAGUUCAGGAGAAUCUCAUCAACGUGACGCCGAUCUAUGACCAAACUGGCGGUAACGACCUUCGCAUUCGGGCUCGUGAUCUCGAAGUCGAAACACCAGAGCAAAAAGAGAAGUACCUCCUACCCUUGGGCAACAAGGAUCGCAAACCCAAUGGCUCGCCGGCUAUUGUUCCCACGUUGAAAGAGUUCCGAAAUAACUUCGCUCUUUUCACGGAAGGCUGUCUUAGUGAAAUAGACUGGUCGAACGUGGUGGCAGCCGGCAGUGCUGUGGUCACUUCUUUGCUACCAGUGCCAGAGCAAUACCGUCAUUCCAAGCGUGGUCUCCGCAAGUACUACCACGAGAUCUUUGCCCCGGCUUCCGAUGUCGAUCUUUUCUUGUAUGGCCUGAAUGAGGAACAAGCCAUUGAGAAGAUCAAGCACAUCGAGGACAGCAUCAAGAACACAAUCCUUUACGAGACCACGACGGUCCGUACCAAGAACACCAUCACAAUUGCCUCGCAAUAUCCCAAUCGCCAUGUCCAGAUUGUUCUUCGAAUCUACCGCUCUGUUUCUGAAAUUCUGACCGGUUUCGAUGUGGAUGUUUCAUGUGCUGCUUUCGACGGUAAGCAGGUCUACGCGUCGCCCCGUGCGAUUGCCGCGUAUAUUACACAGAUCAAUAUGAUUGAUCUGACGCGCCGCUCGCCAUCAUAUGAGAACCGAUUGUCCAAGUAUUCUCAUCGAGGAUUUGAAGUCUUCUGGCCUGGAUUGGACCGGUCUAGAAUUGACCCGACCAUCUUCGAACGAACCUUCAAUCGAACGGUCGGCCUUGCCCGACUUCUUGUCCUGGAAAAGCUCCCCAAGUCUGAUGAUAGAGAUCUGUAUCUCAGCAAACGCCGAGAAGAGCGCGGCCGCCCUGCCCUGAGCAUGUACAUGCGACGACGCCAAGGAAGGGAGCUUCGUGGAAACAUCAAAGACGAUUGGGAAGAUGAAGUUCCAGAAUGGCAGGAGCAAGAUCAGGUGUCUGAUUAUAAUACUUUCACCAUUCCUUAUGGGCGAAACUUCAACGCCAAGAAGAUCGAAAAGAUGCUGUAUACCAAAGACUUGCUCCUCAAUGCUCAAUGGAACCAAGAUAAGAACCGUGAGGUCUAUCUCCAUCGCCACCCCGCAUUCUUUGGCGAGGCCGAACAUGUCAUUCAUGAUUGCUGUGGCUUCUGUCCUGUGCCCACUACCGAGGAGGAAAAGAAAAUUGCUGCAGAGGAAAGCAAAAUAUACGUCUCUGGUGACAUCUCGUUCAUCAAAGAUGAUCCCGGUCGCCAGGAGAUUGGAAGUUUCAACCCAAUUACUGAAACAGAUUGGACAGAAAUGGCGUAUGUCGGUCGCACCGAGCGCCUAUGCCAGGCCAUUGUCGCAGAUGACUUGAAAGCCGUGCAAGCCUGUCUUGCAGAGGAAGGAUCCAAUCCAGAUCGUCGCGACUACACCGGACGAACUCCCCUUCAACUGGCGUGUAUGUCUUCGACUCCAGAGAUUGUUCAGACUUUGGUCGACCAUGGUGCUCGGAUGAUUCCUCGCAUGGCCGAUGGCAAGACUGCGCUUCACAUUGCUGCCUCCCGGGGAGAUGUCGAAAUCAUCCGCAUUCUGCUCACCAAGAGCAACCAAAAUGAGGAAGAAGAGUUCAAGAAGCAAGAGCAGCUGAAGGAGGCCACGACCGAGAAAGAAGCGGUCAAAGAUGUCACAGAUGUCGCCCAGGAAGACCAUCCGAUGGACGACGCAAGCGACCAAGACGAAGAUAUGUCCCAUACAUCUGCCUCUUAUGUCAAGGUUGAGCCGGAAGAACCUCUUGUGACCUAUGACACCAUCGAAGAGAACGAACUUGAGCCAGAUGUUUAUGACGUGAAUGUGGUGGCAUGGGACAGCCGCGCUUCGCCAUUGCACCUCGCUAUGCUCAAUGGCCAUACGGACGCCGUCAAAGAGCUUGUCUCUUCCUUUGGGGCUGACGUCCUCAUCCCCGUGAAAAUUCUGAAUGAUUACAACAGGAAGCCCGAAGCAGCUAUUCUCAAUCUGGUGCUUGCUUUCGCUCUACCUUCGACAAAGAGGAUCGAGAUGUUCCGCACACUCCUCGAGCUUGGUGCGUCCCCCGCACAGGCGGAUUUGAAGCAGAGAACCCCCGUAUUCUACAGCGUCGAAUACAGGAAAGACUUUAUGCUUGAUCUCUGCUUCGAGCACGAUACGCCGGCCGUCAAACGAGCAAUCAACCAUUUGUCUAUCUCCGGAUCAGCCUGGUCUACUGGUUACUCUUCGGUGCUGAUCCAAGCCCUGGAAAACAAGAUGCCCGCAAUGGCAGUCAAACUGCUAGAUGCGGGCGCAAAGCCUGCUGUUGAGUUCGGUGAUUUCCUGAAGUCCUUCAAAAGGGCCUUCCCCGACGAUAGAGUGUAUAUGAACGGUCUUGAAGAUCGCUUCAACGAAACCGAUCGGCAGCCAAUCGUUAUGGCUGUUAUGAACGAGCUGCCCACCAUCGCGCUUGAACUCCUCAGUCGGGGUGCCGAUCCAAACACAAAGACCAAGAUGCGAUGGGGCCAGGAUGGCACAACUGUUCUGGACUGCACCCAACGGAGGCUACGGGGGCUUCAAGAAUUCUUGGACAAGCCUGAGGAGGUUUGGCAGUUGGGUUAUGGCCAAAAGUUACCUCAACUGUUCGAGGAAGAUGGAUACUACCUCGACAGCCUUCCCGCAGACAGUUACCAGCGGCUUGUCGCAACAACGGCCUUGAAGAAUGCUCGAACCGAGAGCAAGGAGGCCGAGGCAAAAAUCAAAAAGGAGAAAGAACGUUUCGUCAGCCCUCCAGGUACCAUCGCCAAAAGGGAAGCUAUCGCCAAUAUGAUCCGUGACUACCAACAUUUCGAGACGGAGCUCCGGGCUAAAGGCGCAAAGACAUGGCGAGAGCUCCAUCCCGACCUUCCAUACGAGGAUGACCGAGCUCUGCCUGAAAAGAAGUAUCCGGAGCCUGUUCAGAAGAAAUUCAAGCUCGAAUUCCACUUCAGCGAGCCGGGCCUCAAUGAUGUUCGUCGCGACGGAUACAUUCGACUAUUCGAAGCGGCUUGGAUUAACGAUCUUGAAACGAUCAAAUCCUUGACACUCGGAAUGUGGGGACCUGCCGCAGACCAACGGCCCCUCGAGCUGGCUGUGACUGGUAAUCUUUCGGUUUCAUGCCUCACAAUUUCCAUUUUGCGUGGCCACCUCGACCUCGCAAAGUCCAUCUUGGAGAUUAUUGGCCAGCAGUACAAGCCAAAGGAGUCGCGGGGUCAAGUUCGAUUCGAGAUUGCUACUGAUGAGUCGUCUGAUGAUGAUGACGACGAUGAUGACAAUCUCAACAUCAUUGGUGACACGGUUGAUGAAACCUUCACUCAUGAGAAUGUUGGAGAGGUCACGACCCAUGUCGAGAGCGAAAUGACCCCUCUCAUGGCAUUGCAGAACACCUUCAAGACUUCUCCCUUCUUGGAACAGUAUAGGCUGAAGAAUCACGUUGAAUCCACACCAAAUGGAGGAAGAGCUCUGGUCAGUGUCGACUCGCUCAUGAAGUACGCCAUUUACACGAACGAUUUAGCCAUGAUGAACUGGCUUUUGGAGACCGGGCAGAAGCUUGAAAGCGAGGAUCCGCUUGAACACAAAUACUGGAUUAAUGAUGAUGAUCUCAAGCUGGCCAUCUCGCUCGGACGCACUGAGUUCCUUGCGAAACUCAUUCAGCACAGCGGCGUUGGUCUCCCGCUCGCUAAACUGAGUGCAGACUCUGGAGUGGAAACUACAAAGGAGCCUCGAUACUAUCAAGGGUUGUCAAUUCGCGGCGCAAAGCGUUCCGACUGGGCGAACGCAGGCCGAAAUGAGACUAUCAAGCCUUUGGGUCUUCCCACUCCUCUUUUGAUCUCCGCUUUCCAAGGAAACAUUGCCAGCACUGAGUUCUUCCUGGGUACAGCCCCUGGUCGAUACUAUCUUGAAUAUGUGAACUCUCACCCGGACAGAAAGGAUGUCAAGAGAAUUGCUCGCUCCAAGCUUGGGCUUGAGGGUUCUGUUCUGAACUGGUUGCAAACGAGAAACAAUCUCGUUCUCCACUGCGCAGUGAUGGCUAAGCCGUGCGAGGAAUCAGAACGUCUUGUCCAGUACAUUGUUGACCACCACCCUGAGUGCCUUGAGGUACAAUCUGAGAGUGGAAGGACUCCUCUUGCCUUGGCCUUUUCUCUCCGCCGGGUCAAAUUUGCUCGCAUUCUGAUUGCGGCGGGUGCUAACCAAGCAACACGGGAUAGUGAAGCAAACAACCUCCUUCACAUGCUCAUUCAAUCCGACGGCACCGGCAUCUGUGAAAAUUACAAUACCUUCAACAAGCUCGUCGGCAUGCUGGAUGACUCAUUGAUUCCUACAAUGCUAUCUCAACGUGCUGGAGAAGACGCAAGAACCCCCUUCACGCACUGGCUUCACAACGUCUCUGAGUUGCCUUCGUAUGCGUCAGUCUACGAUGUUAACGGAGAGAAGCGAAUGACCAAAAAUCAGAUCAAGACCACCAUGACAAACGCAAUCCUCGACCUGGCAACUUCCACUAACCAGAAGCAUCUGGAGGUCUUCGAUGGCGCGGGAAACACCCCAGCCCAUCUCGCCGUCAAAAACAACCACCCUAAAAUUCUCAAUCUCUUGCUCGAACGUCGCCCAGAUCUCCUUUACCGCGAAAACUCCACUGGAACCACUCCCCUUGAAAUGGCCGUGGCUGCCUGGGUCAAUAACACCACGUCCAGGCUUCCUGGCCGCUCCAACCCGCCAGACUCAGACAACAUCAUACAACGGGAUCCUCGGUGCUUUGUCGAAGGGUUCAGCAAUCCCGGGAAGAUCCCAUCAGAUGAGAAAACCAUGCUUCGUGUGUGUCGGGAGAAGGCCGAGCAAAAUCCUGGGAAGAGACGGCUCGUCAGUCUUUUUGAAGCCAAUGAGGUUGCGAAGAGAUUGGCUACCACGCAGCGAUCUUCUGAGAACAACAGGGGUCGAUGCUACCGUCGUCGUCGCCGAUUCGGUGACUGUUAUGGUGUUGAUGACGGUGAUGAGGUGGAGCAGUGGAUCGGUGUGGCUUAG
Penicillium salamii is the source of this 5241-nucleotide messenger RNA. Lineage: Eukaryota; Fungi; Ascomycota; Eurotiomycetes; Eurotiales; Aspergillaceae. The record is from the annotation of a GenBank genome assembly.